CAUCGUGGAUGGAGGGCAGUCGCUUCUUCCACGUGUUCCCACCACACUCUCCAACUCGGGUCACAUGGAAGAACAGAGGGACACACGCGCCGAGAGAAAACUCUCCUCAUUAACUAAUGAGCCGGAUGUCAGCCGCCACACACACACACACAGACACACACACUGAUUAUCUCAUCCUGUAAUGGUGUCAUCAUCCUGCUGUGCUGCUCUCUCACAGCUGUACUCUCUCUCUUCAUUCAUGAAGUGAAACUAGUUCCCCUGCUCUCCGUUCAGCAUGGAGGCGGUGGCUCUUUUCUCCUUUGCAGCAUCAGAGGCAGACGAGAUCAGUUUCCAGAAAGGGGACAUCAUCAAGGUGACAGAGAUGGAGGAUGAUUCCUGCUGGUUCACAGCAGAGAUCCAGGGGAAGCGCGGCUACGUGCCCGAAAACUACGUUUCCCUCCUUCCUCAUAGGUGGUUUGCGGGACGAGUGUCGAGACUCGAGGCCGAGCAGCGUCUCCGCUGGCAGGACGCCGGCGUGUUCCUGGUGAGGGAGAGUGAGUCGGCUCCGGGGGAGUUUUCCGUCUCCGUCAGCUACGGCGACAGGGUGGAGCACUUCCGAGUCCUGGAGGGCGGCGGUCAGUACUGCAUCUGGGACGAGUCCUUCCGCUCCCUCAACCGCUUGGUGGACUUCUACAGAACCCACAGCAUCGCCGUGGAGAAGGUCAUCUGCCUCCGAGACCCUCCCUCAUCAUCCCCACACCUGUCGUCCCACCCCGGAUGCAACCCCUACCCUAACCCUUACAAAAGCAGCUCUCAGGAGUCCCUCCCCUCACCCCGUCUCUACUCUCACGCGGAGAGAGAAACGACUCCGGCGAAACCUCGCCUGGCUCAAGCGCUCUGUGACUACACCCCCCGUCAGACCGCCCACCUCCACUUCCAGCGCGGCGACGUCAUCGACCUGCUGGACUGCUCUGGUUCGCUGACCUGGAGGGGGCGCUGUCGAGGCCGAGUAGGCGACUUCCCGCCUCAGUACGUCCAGCUGCUGUACCUCUGACACCACAUCGAACUUAAACACCCUCGGAACCACGUCUGCGAUCACCUGACACAUAUCCUGAGGCUGAAGUGACGUCAACUUACUCAGCCAAUGAUUGAACUAUAGAGCUGAAACAAUUAGUCCAAUAAUCGAUUAACUGACGGCAAAUUUUCCUUCGUGAUUAAAGGCCGUGAAACUGUGU
Messenger RNA from Scophthalmus maximus (turbot), 1214 nucleotides. RefSeq names its product GRB2-related adapter protein-like. The record is from RefSeq and is a predicted model, not a curated record. Lineage: Eukaryota; Metazoa; Chordata; Actinopteri; Pleuronectiformes; Scophthalmidae. Gene Ontology annotation, molecular function: protein binding. Bases 275 to 1033 code for a protein of 252 amino acids. The transcript is spliced from 5 exons.